Molecule: messenger RNA, 1818 nt
Organism: Acanthosepion pharaonis
Lineage: Eukaryota; Metazoa; Mollusca; Cephalopoda; Sepiida; Sepiidae
Source: the annotation of a GenBank genome assembly
AUGAAUGCACGGGGUAGAAGCAGUACAAGCGAUAUUAUGUCGACCACAACACCUAGCGAUAAAUUCGAUGCUGCUGUUAAGGUCAUCAGGAGUUUACCCAAAAAUGGUUCCUUCCAACCAUCAAAUGAAAUGAUGUUGAAGUUCUAUGCCUUCUACAAGCAAGCCACUGAAGGACAAUGUACUGCACCUAAACCCAAUUUUUGGGAUGUUGUCAAGAAAGCCAAGUGGGAAGCCUGGCACAAACUUGGUGGAAUGUCAAAGGAAGAAGCCAUGUGUUGCUAUGUAGAUCAGCUGAAAACGAUUGUAGAAGCAAUGCCACAGACUCAGUUGGUGGCUGAAUUUGUGGAAAAAUUAGGCAGUUUCUAUGAACUGGUUGAUGAUCGAACAUUCUCGGAGAAAUUUUCCUGCCAUGAUAUCAGUUGCCAAAAUGGAGACAUUCCCAAUGGAAACAUGUUUGACAUUUCUGAAAAUAGUGCACUUAGCAGAAAAGUCAAUGGAAACUUGGGCCAUUCAACCAAUGCCGACUCUGCCGGCGAUCCGCUGAUUGAUGUGAAUAGUAAUUGUGCAAGGCUUGAUGUGGAUGAAAUGGCCGUCAGAAAGUCAGAUUCUUUGACUCCUCUUGUGAAUGGUCCUGGCAGUAAUGAAGAUGAUGAUGACAACAACAAUGAUGAUGAUGACGACGACGAUGAUGAAGAAGAUAGAAGAAUUGGAAAGGAGGAAGCAAAUGACAAAAGUACUGAGGAUAAAUUGAAUUUGGAUGCAGUCAAGUCAGAUGCCUCUGCUUUUCCUCUUCAUGGCUCUCAGGUCACCAGUGAUACAGACAGUGAUGUGGAAUACUGUGAUACCACAGAUGACCUCCACAAAUCACAAGAGAAUGUUGACGAUGGCAACAGUGUUACAAAUAGCAGUGACACAGACCAAGUUUUUUUAUCAUCUCCUGUAAAGCACAACCCCAACAUGUUGACCAAGUUACGUAAAUCUGCCGGUCAAGCAUUAGCAAGAAUUCCACCCCAAAACAAUGCGACUCUGAUUAAUUCUGCCACCUCUUGUGAACAAGUUCUUGUCUCGUCUACCCAUCCUUUUGUUUAUAUUCCGAACCGCAAGUGCUCAACAGAUAGCAUGCUAGUCAAUGUACCAUCACGCCAGUCGGUCAGCGAUGUGGAUCAUGAAUAUGCUGUUACUGGAGUCCUGCAAGAUGACCCCAAAUGUCCUGCAGCAGAGAUUGUACCCUCAAAUACAAUGAUGGAUGUUACUACUCAUGGGGGUGGAGAAGAAGAAGAGGAAAAACCUAGCCAUAAAACAUCAAGAAGAGUUUCAAGUAGUGGAUAUGGGGCAACAUCCCGAAAUAUACCACGGAGCCAGAGUGAAAUGAGUUAUUGCCCUGGUGAUCAGCAUAUCCGUUAUCAAGUAACGAUUGGACACUUUGGAAAAAAAUACCCAAAAAGACAAAGUGUCAUAUUCUUGGUGGCCAUUUCCCGAAGUUUCCAUGAAGACAUUUUUCUUUUUUGCAUUGUGGCCAAUUAUUGUUCACUGUAUCUUUCACAUGGCAUCCAAAAGAAAAAACAAGUAACAAAGAUUUUUUUCUGGUGCCUUUACAACUGUGAUAAAAAAAACAAAAAAAAACUCUUUCUGGAUUCUUGCUUGAUUGGCACAGUGACAUGUGGGGGCAACAAUUUGACCCCCACCUCCCCAACACAAGCAGUCAUGAAGAGACUUGAGGGAAAAUUAAUUUCAAUCAAAGAGAAAUCAUGGACUAAAAAUAAAUGGCAUUGGUUUGGAAUGAACACUGAUGACUACUCUAAAUUUUGUUCCAUUUAG